Priceomyces carsonii is the source of this 726-nucleotide messenger RNA. RefSeq lists its product as uncharacterized. The transcript has a single exon. Gene Ontology annotation, molecular function: oxidoreductase activity. Bases 1 to 726 code for a protein of 241 amino acids. The record is from RefSeq and is a predicted model, not a curated record. NCBI's taxonomy places the organism in Eukaryota, Fungi, Ascomycota, Pichiomycetes, Serinales, Debaryomycetaceae.
AUGAUUCGUUUCGGCAUUAACAAAACAGCACUUAGAUCAGUCAAUGUGCCAUCCAUCUUGGGUAAGAGAUCUUAUUCUAUAAUUUCUGUACACAGAGACACCAAGCUUGACAACCCAGAUAUUCUGUUUGAGUUCAAUAAAGACAACUUGAGCAGGGCUAAGAGUAUCGUUGCAAAGUAUCCUCCCCAGUACAAGAAAGCAGCAGUUAUGCCUUUGUUAGAUUUGGGACAGCGUCAAUUGGGGUUCACUUCAAUUUCAGUAAUGAACUAUGUUGCAAAGUUUUUAGAUAUGCCACCAAUGAGAGUAUAUGAGGUAGCUACUUUUUAUACCAUGUACUAUAGAAAGCCUGUCGGAAAGUACAACAUUCAGGUGUGUACAACAACACCAUGCCAGUUAUGUGGCUCAGAUGGUGUCAUGGAUGCUAUCAAAAAUCACUUGAAGAUUAAACCGGGUCAAACUACUGCUGAUAAUUUGUUUACCUUCCACGAGGUAGAAUGUUUAGGCGCAUGUGUCAAUGGGCCAAUGUUGGCUAUAAAUGAUGACUAUUAUGAAGAUUUGACUCCUGAGUCUACCGUUGAACUCUUGAAGGAAAUACAAUCAGGUAAAGAAUUGAAAAAAUGCGGUCCUGUGAGUGGUAGAGAAUCUUGCGAGCCUUUGUCUGGUAGAAAAGUUUUGUUAGGUAAAGAACCUACGGAUAUUUCUAAGUUCGUUCAACCAGGUUUAUAG